GAUGUAAAAAUGAUGGUCAGACACUUAUUUUUGUUUUACAUCAACUUGGGUAAGUGUAAGACAUUUUAAUUGAGUUCCUUUUUUAAUCAUUUUUUGUAGUAUGUAGUUUGAAUAUGAUAAGUGAAGUGGAUGUUCUUUCUGUAAUGGGUAGAAAUGGUUUAUCCAUGUCUUUGUCUUUGAUCCAUUUUGUUUGCUUUGACAGUUUGUGCUUUUACCAAACCAAACGUAAUCCAACCAGACCCUGUGAUGGUUACUGAGCUGGGAGGCACUGUGACUCUCACUUGCUUUUGUCCCAACGUGUCUGUGACCAGGUUUGAUUGGUUCAAGCAGAGUUUUGGACAGAAACCCCUCCGCAUGGCAUCAUCUCUUUAUGUGGGCCAAGACAGUUAUUAUUCCAACAACUUUAUCAAGGACUUUCCUGAGACCAAACGUUUGGGUGUGAGGAGAGGAGACUACAGCUGUAACUUGACCAUAUCCAAGACAGAGCCAGGGGACUCAGCUAAAUACUAUUGUUCCAUUACAGCCAUCUAUGAGCAAACAUUUGGAGAGGGAACUGUUUUAAUUGUCAAAGGUAACUAAACAUUUGCUUCUUCAAUUUAAAGUUUUCAGUGGUGUAAAGUACUUAAGUAUAAAUACUUUAAAGUACUACUUAAGUAGUUUUUUAGGGUAUCUGUACUUUACUUUACUAUUUAUAUUUUUGACAACUUUGACAUUUGCUCCACUACAUUCCUAAAGAAAAUAUCUACUUUUUACUCCCAUAAAUCUUCCCAGACACCCAAAAGUACUUGUUACAUUUCGAUAGCUCAGGCAGGACAGCAAUAUGGUCCAAUUCAUGCACAUACAUGUAUCAAUAUAACACUUUGUCAUCCCUACUGCCUCUGAUCUGGCGGACUCACUACUGAGUUUGUAAAUUAUGUCUGAGUGUUGGAGUGUUGGAGUGUGCCGUCUAGUUUGCUUAAUAUAAGGAAUUUGAUGUAUAGCAUUUACUUGACAGUUGAGUACUUUUUCCCUCACUGUACUUAAGUACGUUUAAAACCAGAUACUUUUAGACUCUCAAGUACUCAAGUAGUAUUUUACUAUGUGACUUUCAAUUUUACUUGAGACAUUUUCUAUUAAGGUAUCUUUACUUUUACUCAAGUAUGACAAUUGAAUAAUUUUUGACCAUUGCAUAUUUUGUGGCCCUGUAUGUUGAUAUGUUCGUACAACUGGUUCAUCAAAUGCUAGUAAUGAAUACAUGGCUUUUCAUGUGUUUCACCCACUUAGUCUUAAUUUAGUUACUCACUCUCUUCAGGUUCAGAGUCCAACAGCAUGUCUGUGCUCCAGCAGCCUGUGUCUGAGUCAGUCCAGCCAGGAGACUCUGUGACUCUGAACUGUACAAUACACACUGAGACCUGUGCAGGAGAACACAGUGUCUAUUGGUUCAGACAUGGCUCAGGAGAAUCCCGUCCAGGAAUCAUUUACACCCAUGGAAACAGUAUUGAUCAGUGUGAGAAGAGUCCUGAGACUGGGUCUCCUACACAGAGCUGUGUCUACAACCUCCCCAAGAGGAACCUCAGCCUCUCUGAUUCUGGGACUUACUACUGUGCUGUGGCCUCAUGUGGGGAGAUACUGUUUGGGAACGGGACCAUGCUGGACAUUCAUGGUAAAUCCGAUUUAAUCUGUAAAUUGCCACAACAAUACUGUAUAUUCAUGCAAACGGCCUACCUCAAAACAACCCCAUACAUUUGUCUCAAAAAGCUACACAAUAUCACUGUUAGCUUUUGAUGCCAUAUUUUACUGUUUGAUGAUCUUCCUAACCACUCAUGAAUACAAUAUGAAUUCCUUGAUACCCUUUCCACAGUUCCAGAGCAUGAUCCUCCAUUUGAUCUGAGUCCAACUGUUCUGGCCUUGGUCGUCUCCAACAUCGUCCUGGGGAUUGUGACCCUUGUACUUGUCUGGGUGCUGUGCAAGACUCGUAACAGAGAUAGCAGAGGUAUUACUGUAUAUCUAAUGUAUCCAAUGUAUCUAAUGUUAUAGCUGAUGUAUCUAAUGUUUCAUGCAUCUCUAUGCAAUGUACCUUCUGUAAAUAUCAUUUAAAUAACCAACGUAUAAGCAUUGUUAAUUAACUACAUGAGGUUAAAAAGAGAUAGAUUGUCAUAAAAAAUAAUAGCUGGCCUUCCUCUAUUUCAAUCUCUUUGAAGGGAGGACAGAUGUCCCAACAUCCCAGGGUAAUCAGGUACAUUUGUCAACAUUUAUAAAUACAGUAUAUUUUCCGUUUUUAUAAGAAACUGCCAUUUAAUUUUCCUUACAGCUAAUAUUCAGCUUAUUUGUGCUUUUUAUGUUAUGAAGCUUUAUUGGAGGCAAUAAGUCACUCUACUAGAUGUAGCCUUCUGAUCUUUGUGAUCGUUGUUAAUUUUUCCAUGGAACUUCUGCCUGUCACUGUUCCACUGACUGUCAGGUCAUUGUAGUGGGUGUACAGUCUGAACAGUCCUGUCUUUUGUAGAGUGUUUUCUUCUACAGGAGAAUAGAAACAUUAUAUAGUAGAUCAUGAUAUCAUCAUAAUGUAUUUUCUCAUGGCUCCACCACCCUCAGAAUCAAGACAGUGAUGUGUUGAACUAUGCAGCUGUGAGUUUCACCCCCAAGAAGAACUCCUCCUCCUCUACAAGAGCAAGAGAGAAGACCAGCAGAGAGGAUGCAGUGUACUCUGAGGUCAGGCACCUGCAGCAGCAGUGAAAGGUAUCACCACUGUCACAAAGACUCCAAGAAAAACCAUUUAACUAUUUGUAGCCUAAUGAAACUGCUUUUAUUAACUGAAAUUAGUAUCCAAUUUUCAAAGUAACAAUGAAAAUGUAUUUUUAACAUUGUCUGUAUGUUAGAUUUAUAUAAUGAUCCUGUAAUGUCUUAAAUAGCCAU
This is a messenger RNA of Coregonus sp. 'balchen', 2892 nucleotides long. Lineage: Eukaryota; Metazoa; Chordata; Actinopteri; Salmoniformes; Salmonidae. The record is from the annotation of a GenBank genome assembly.